AUGUCUCUGGAAUCUUUUGUCAGCCAAAUUUGCAGCUUCCUUGUCAAUGUUCUGGGUCAAUACAUCCCAUAUUUUUCUGUAAUUUCGAUUUCUGUAAAUCUGUGCCACGUCUUCAUUUUGAGCCGAAAAUCUGUGACGUCUUCAUCUAUGAAUACAUUAUUGAUUGGAAUUGCCAUCGUUGAUAUCUUAUCUCCAAUGGUUUUUGUGAAAAGAGGAGUUCAGAGGGUUUGGAAUGGGUUUUUGGAUCCUUGCGAAAUUCCAACAUAUGAUGAAGUUCUGCUAGAUUUAAUUCUCGCAGCUUUCUGCGAAAAUUUUCGAAGGUGUUCCACGUGGAUGGGCCUGCUUUUAGCUAUAACUAGAACAGUUUCAGUCAAAUUGGCAGCUGGAAAAAGCUCAAAACUUCUAGGGGACUCCAAAUUUGGACUUAUUCUCAUUUUUUCUACAGUAACCCUUAGCGCACCAAUAAUGAUACCGUAUUAUAUACGGUACCAAAUUGUGGAGAGCGCUCCGCAAAACUGUCAAUUUCUAAACGGAGACUUCAAAUGGAUCACUAAAUUCUCUUGUGAAGAAUUUUCUCCGGAAAAUAAAAGCAUCGUUUUGGGCGGAGCCGCAAGAACUAUUCAUAUUUUACUGACUGGAAUUUUCGGCCAGCUAAUUCCAUCAAUAUUAUUCCCAAUUUUUGCCUCCAUUCUUAUUUGUGAACUUCGGAAACCGGAAAAAAUGAAUUCAGCAAUUGUAAAAACCGAGAAAAUUAGUAAAAUGGUGAUUUACAUGACAAUCACAUUUUUGGUCAUCGAAUUUCCGAUUGGAGUGGGCAAGAUUUUUAAUUCAAUGCAGACUGAGUCAUCUAUCCCACAUGACUCCAAUCAAAUAUUCCAAUAUUUCUAUGUUCCAAUGACUCUAAUGCACUGCUUUAUAUGCCUUUCAAUGUCUUCCCAAUACCAAAAAACCGUCAAAAACAUUUUGGGUCUCAAAACGACAAAAUUGAAGAAAAUCCAAUUUUCCAGUCAUGGUGGAUCUACAAUGCUGAAAACUUAA
Caenorhabditis briggsae is the source of this 1038-nucleotide messenger RNA. Gene Ontology annotation, molecular function: G protein-coupled peptide receptor activity. Gene Ontology annotation, cellular component: membrane. Bases 1 to 1038 code for a protein of 345 amino acids. The transcript has 7 exons. The record is from RefSeq and is a predicted model, not a curated record. Lineage: Eukaryota; Metazoa; Nematoda; Chromadorea; Rhabditida; Rhabditidae.